This is a messenger RNA of Mangifera indica (mango), 854 nucleotides long. RefSeq lists its product as uncharacterized. The record is from RefSeq and is a predicted model, not a curated record. The transcript has 3 exons. Lineage: Eukaryota; Viridiplantae; Streptophyta; Magnoliopsida; Sapindales; Anacardiaceae. The coding region runs from base 7 to 693 and encodes 228 amino acids.
UCAAUAAUGCCACCAGAAAUGUUGCAGACAUGCGUCUGCCAACUCAACCAGUCGCCAUGGGAUGUCAUCUCCGAAACAUCUUCUUUCUCUCUCACUGACCUGUCGGAAGAUGAAGAAGAUACCGUCUCAGACUCUGAAAUAUUCUUCGAUGAAACCGAUGAUAUUGAAGGGAGUGCCACUUCAUUGAUGGAGACACAAGAGAAGUUUGUGCCAGACGAGGAAGAAGAUAACGAGAACAAUCAAUCAAUAAUCAAUAUUGAAGAAGUGGAAAUCUAUAACAAAAGAGAUCAAACCAAUGGCGGCAGCAAUGAGCUUGAACAUUCGCACGAAGCAAGACAAAAUGGUUUAAUCAUCAAAAACUCUGAAUUAGCAGCGACAAAAUUUGUGACUAAAGCAGACGGCUGGGGCCAUCCUCGGCUAAUCAAUACCGUCGGCGCUGCCUCAAAAUGUACCGAAUUUUACUAUUAUUCAGGGUUUGGGCCGUUUCGGGGCAAGAAGAGAGAUGAAGCAAUCAAGGAUAUAACAAGUUGUAGUCAAAAUACGUCUUCUUUUUCAGAAAUCGAAUGUUUAAAAGUGGUCUACCAACGUGACGGCGAUGAUCAUGAGAAUGGUUUUCGUAAAUUAGAAGUUAUAAAUGUUGAGAAAAAAGAGAAGGCUGAGGAGAAGAGAAUUGUCCGCAGACGAGUAGCUUAAUAAGUUAAAUAUGAAACUGCCAAAUAGUCCCAAAGGUUUGAGUUGAAGACCAACAUCAUCAAAAUAAGGCUUUUAAAUUGUCUGUAAAUCAAGAUUUUAUUUAUUUGAUAUAAUUAGCUUAAAAAAUCAUUUUUUGUAAUUUCUGAGACGAAGAAGACAAG